AUGGACUAUGUGCUGGGCCUGCUGUACGCCACGAAGCGGUAUGAGCCGCUCGACACGUCGAGAGUGCACCCCGGUGGCUGGGCGCCGCACCAGACACAGCCAUCGCUGUUGCACUCCGCUGCGUUUGCCAUGAACUCGCUGACCGGCGUGCCAGUGAUGCCGGACAUCGUUGGUGCCGGCAGUGACAACGACAACGAUCACACCGCCGCUGUAGCGGAGUAUCUGCUCACCCCUAAGUCAGGUAGCACCAAUCGCAAAUGGGCAGUGCCUGUGUCGGUUACUGCGAAGGCCACUCCGCCCGUCAAGGAAGCGAAGGCCGUUGAGGGUACGUCCCCGCUCAGGCGUGGCGGAAAUGCUGAGACAGAGCCGCCCUCGUCGCUUCUUCCGCCACGCAUGCCUACACUAGCUGUCGACCGCGCCCCUGCGGUGGCACUACCGCUGCACCUGCCAGGGUCCCGCCAUCGCUCGUCGUCCCUGACAGCCUGUGGCAUGCUGCCCUUGCCUACGACUGCUGCUGCGGCUGAUCACACACUUUCUUUCCCUCGUGAAAGCUCUGUGCUGAGCCCGUUAGUCCCGGGCGUGUCUACACCGGUUAUCGCCAGUGACGCGGUCCACAGCGCGACCGGUGGAGGAAGUGGCGCAACGGCUUCUGGUGGACGCCCCGCCAUUCGGCCACAACGGCUAGAGUACAGUGUGCCCACCAAGGUGAUUUCGGGGAAGUACGUGCUGCUAUACCUACCCCCGCCUCACCGGGCAGGCGAGACAUCCGCUGCGGGGUUGUGGGGUAGCGUCGGCCCUGGCAGUGCUCUGGCGGUCACUAGCUCCGGUGGCGCAGCUUGUGGUGGCGGCGGUGCCGGUGCCAGCGGCGCGCGUGCGCACCAGACAUCGGCACUGCUGCAAAGUCCUCAUAUGGAUCCUUCAAAGCAGCGUCUAGGCUCCAGCGCGUCGUCCUCUUCGUCCUUCAUGACCGGUGUGAGCCCUCAUACAAUGUCCACUGGCGGCGGCCGGCCAAACUUCUCCGCGCCAAUGAGCAAGUCCGUCGACCCCUCGGCAUCCGCGUCGACGGCGACGGUUGGCGGACACCACCUCAGUAAUCACCACGCCUCACACAGUGGUGCUGGCGGCGGGUCUGGCGCGGCGGCCCGGCAGGCCAUCGUGUGCGCGGCUGCUGCCGCUGCGAGCACGCAGCAGAAGCUUCUCCUCUUCUACUGUCUCCUGCUGCAUUGCCUGGCGCACCAGAAGCCGAUGCAGGAGAAGACCAGCGUGCCGUUGCUGGAUGGCCACGAUGGCAUGGACACGGCAGCCGCUGAGCCCGUUCCCGUCGCCGUUUUGGAGUUGCAGUACACGACAGAAGGACCAGCACGCAGCAACCCGGGUGGGAUGUCGAGCGCUUCCACCCUCGGUGGUAGCGUUGGCGCUUCUGGAGGUCCGGACGGACACGGCAGCGUAGCUUCGAUCUCUCCCGGGGUCACCGCAGGCGGUAGUGUCGGGGCGGGCAGCGCAGCUUCUCCGCCGCCCAGCGGGUCCCGCACACAAGUCUACAGCCCUUUACCAGUGUCCUUGUCCCCCCACAGCGCCACUGACGGCGUACGCGGAGUCUCGAUGCAACCUGGUACCUCCUUCAGCGGUGGUGGCCACCUGUCAGCCACCGCCUCCGGCUCGGCCUCUCCGCGCGCAUCUUCCGCCAUUCCUUUGGUCCACAACGGCGGCGACCCUUUUGUGGCGCGAUCAGAGGCUUGCCCAGACGAGGGAAGCGCUACGGCUGCGACAGCCUUGCACGAAUUGUUGAGGGGCAGCCUCAGCAAUGCUGACGUGGUGGCCACGCAGCGGCUCAGCUCAGUCCUGCGCCACCUUCUCGAUGGUCAGCCGGACGUGUGGCUCAGCCCAGACAACAUUGUCUUCGAUAGCGAGAUAACGCAGAGCCCGUACUAUGGCGGGUGGUACUCGGUGGAGAGCAACGACGGCUAUCGGCGAGUCAUGCAGAUGUGCAACAUACAGUCCUGGCCGGCCGUAGUGCUCGUCGACCCGGCUGGCAACAUCGUGACUGCGGACGCGCUGCAGUACAUGGAGGAGGAGCUGGCUCGCUACAUCGAUGAGGUGGACGCCAGCAUCGCAAGGGCGCCCGCGCUGCGUGCCGCGGCUCCCACCACUUUUCCCAUCGUGGCGGCCUCAUCACUCGCCACCGGCCCGGGGAGCACAUCGAUGUGUGCAACGACGAGGGCAUUGGUGAGCGCGUCGUCUCCUUCGCCGCAGGCCAGCGAGGUCUCGCAGCAAGCGCUUGCUCUCCCACCACUCUAUCAAUACAGGGUAGACAUCAAUGGACCGGGCGUGAAAGAGAAGUCGCCGUCGUCACCGCAGCCGCGCGCGCCACAAGUGGCGGAGUCGCCAGCAUUAUCGCCGUUGCAGGGCGUCCCCACGGCGACGGGGCACUCCAACACGAAUCCUCUAACUUCACGCGUCGAGGUUGCGGCCGACGAUGGCAACGCGUCCACUAAUGACUCUGCGCACACGCCAAAGAGGCGUAGCACAAGCUUAUUGGGCUCCCCUGACCGCCGUGAAAGCCCUGCCUCUGUUCACGACCCACAGAUCCCCACCGCUGAGCCCACCCCGGUGAAGGCGGUUUCCAUUACAACGUGCUACGUGGCGGACAGCAGUGCACACUCGGCAACCUCUACAGCGACACCAGCGACAGCAUCGAUAUCGGCAGUGACUGUAUCUCCUCUGCUCCCCAACGCGAGCAUGAGCAACAACGAUUUCGCUGCCGGCGUACAUCAGGGUAUGAUGAGCCCCGGUCGGUUGGAGGAAAAGGACGAGCAGGGCGACGGACAAGGUGUGCUCAUUGCCGAGCAGCUGCGCGAUACUGCGAUGACGUCCCUCACUCGCUUCGCCACGGAUGACGACAGUGACAACACGUGGCAGAAGAGUUCAGACAAGGCUUGUAAGAAAUCGAUCAGCCUCACGACCCAGCCUUUCUGCCGCCUCUCGAUGCCAGCGCUGCAUCAGAGUGCAGCCACUGCAGCGUCCUCAGUGACCUUCUCCCCCAGCAACGUAUGCAUGACGAAGGGCCACGCAUCGUUCCCCAGCUGGGACCCAAAGGCCUACGGAGGCGACGUCGCCGGCGUGCUUGCAGUGAGUGACUUGGAUUCGGAAAUGGACAUCCCUACUCAACUGGGCAAGACGGAGGGUUGCGGCAACCAGGCGUCCAAAGAUUCCCCGUCAUCUGCCAGAGAAGAGGAGGGGAGAAACAAGGCGCCAACUAUUCAAGACCCGCUUGCAUCUGUUCUACCGCUUACAGAUGCUGAGGCGCCUAGCGCAGUGGCGCACGUGAAGACUGCGGAGGGCUUCAUUGCAGCCGCGCCAGAGGCCCCGCCAAUUUCACCGUCGUCCUUGCCAGCGCCGCUGCCGAUGUUUUCCUCACGGUUUCCAUGGAGUCGCGUGCUGGCGGAUCCGCUGACGGUGCACGCACCAGUGUCCUUGCUGUCAUCUGGCGUAGUCGCAGCGACCGCUGCCGCCUCCGCGGACGCACGGAAGGAGGACGGGAGUGUGUCCAAGGGGGACAAGACCGGCUUGUCGCCGCCGUUGCCUUCCUUGCGUCCGUUCAACCGUCGUGCGAGCACAACAGCAUUACGCGGUGAGAGGCGGCGUGACGGCGCGGAGGAUGGUAGAGUGGAUUCGAGCGAUUUCGACUGGACAACAGGCGCACGAUGCUCGACCACGCCAUCUAGAACGCCCGUUGCGACGGCGGUGGUGCCAUCGUCUGUGGUGCCCCGGCACGCCGGACUAAGCAGCGUGUCUAACAGCAUCUCCGAGUCGCUGUCAGCUAUCGCCCUUUCGCACGACAAGCUCUUUCCGCGCAGUGGUGGGACGCGAGGAGCAGCGGCAGCCCAGCUGGCGUGGUCGGGGCGCCGCUUGCCGGUGCACCCGCUGCACCGCCUUGUCUUCUGCACGGUGACGGGGUGUGAGGUGCGGGAGCGGGCGCGUCAGGCAGUCAACGACAACACCCUGUCGUCUUCAGAGCCUGGAAAGGCAAGUGGGCACUUUAUCGCUGCGUCUGUGAUGCAGGAGGCCGUUUUCAAGCCCAUGGCGGACGCCCCGAGUGAAAGUCUCGUGUUUCCAUCCCUAUCACUGGCCGACAGCAUCGACGACGGCAGCGCGCGUCGCCUGCCCGUGUCGCGUGGAUUAUCCUGCCAGACCCAGUCGCCGCUACCUUCCACCCUGGCGCCACCGCAACCGUCACUGUCGGACACCGCGACGCAGCGAAUCAUGGAACGGCUGCUCGAGAACUGGCAGCGCGAGGUCGCAGUGAAGCUCAUUCACUGCACGCAUCUUUUGAUCCUCUUCGGCGCUGGCUGGCAUCCAGGAAUGUCGAAGUUUGUGCGCGCGGUGCGCCGUCUAUGCAGCGCCAUGAACCCGCCGCCAUCUUCAUCGACCGGCGCACCGGUCUCCAGGAAAGGGUCCCACGGCGACGGCGGUGAUGUGGGGGCCUUGCGUGGAGGUCUGAGCGGCCUGAAAAUGCGGGGCUCCAACAGCCAGCUGAGCGCUGAGGACGAUGAUGUCGCUCCGUUCGCUUCUUUGAGAGGCUUCGGCAACUCCUUGAUGGGCUGGACGGGCAGCGGCCCGAUCGGCUUUGGGGACGCUAGCACUCGCCUUGGCAUGCGCAGCUUCUGCAGCUUUACUCGCGCCGACGCUGACGGCGGCGACGCAUCCGAGGAAGGGGAGCACAUGGCAAGUGCGUCUCUUUCCGGUGAGGCGGCUGCGGUGGCCGACAAAUGCCCCGCUUCCGAUGCGACACCUCGCCGCUGCGUGCAGGUCAUCUACAUCAGUGCUGAUGAGUCGCUGCAGGAUGUGUGCUCCGCCAUGGCGGAGAUGCCGGCGGACUGGCUCUGCGUCUCCCCUUAUGUGGCACAAAACACGCUGGAGCGUCAGCUUCAGGUGCACGCGAGUGAGAUGGCGCGAUGCAUUUUUCACGUCAAAUCCUUCCCGCGUAUGGUGGUCGUAGAGCUGCCCGACGCACCGCAACCUACGAACGCAGAGCGCACGGUGGCCGUGCAUACCGGGGUCAUCAGCGCUGAAGACAGAGACGAAGUCGAGGACGAACUUGGCGACCCCGCUGGCACACUCGCGGCCCUGUGUGACGCUACCGUCGUAUCGCAGCAGUUGCUUGAGCAGCGGCUCGACGGACUUUGGAAGGUGGUGCAGCUGCACGGCGAGACGCACCUCUGCGCUGAUCCAGAGGGCAAGGAGUUUCCUUGGACGAGCGAGUCGGCUGAUGUGCUGCGCAUGAAGCAAGAAGAUGUGUCGGCCUUCUCGCGCCCGGGGCAGCAGAUGUUCUCUUCGUUCACCAGUGGCUUUCGACAACAGCAGCAAGACCUGCCCACCGCUCUAUCUUCGCGUCCCUCUCCGCCGUUGAAGGGCAGCAGCCCAGGCGUAUUCGAAGAUGCGAUGCUUCUUCAUUCUCACAGAGAGCUGUUGAAUGUCUCGGGUACAUUGUCCAAGAAGGCGGCUGCCGUCGAAGAGGAUGACUGGAUUGCUACCGCUGAUGCCGUGUCGCUGCACCGACCAGUGGAGCACUUCUUUCCACCCAUCAAACCGUUCCUCGUGGCAGACGGUGAACUCCCAUCUCUGCUGGAGAGGGGCGGCUACUUUGUCGUCCUCGGCGCAUUCGGCUCCGUGGACUCGCAGCUGCACCAGCAGUGCGUCAACGCGCUUGAUGAGGUGCGACGGUGGUUCUACGCAGAGGUAGAGGCGCGCAAACAGCGUGCGUGGUUGGAGCCGGCGCAGUUGCAGGUGAUGGCACCGCAUGGCACGUACGCAACGUCUUUCACGGUUGGCGGGGACCGGGCGACCUUGUCGCCUGCGGUGUUUCAAGCUACCGCAGGUGGCAGUACCGGAGCGGAGGAGCACACAUUACCUACUCGCUACUCGCCGAGUAUCACGGCGGCCGCAGCGCUGAGCGUUGCCUCUGGCGGAGCCGAUCUUGGCUCGGCUUCCGCGUUGCACCGCCCCGGCCACAGCAACCUAAGCAACAGUAGUGGCAGCGCGCCGCUGCUCUUGGAGGAUGGCUGGUCAGAAACGCGCGGAGGCCUGUCGCCCAAGCUUGCAUCGGUGAGCUCCCCGAUGCCCGGCCCGCUCACUCUUCAGCUGGAUUCUCCCGCCGGACUACACGGGCUUCACUUGAGCUGUGCCCGUUCACUGGCAAGCGCUGCCACCGCGCACAAACCCGCCACUGCCGCUCGCCCGUUGCCGACAGUGUACUUUUAUGACUCGAUCCUCAGCCAUCCGCCAGCGCCUGACUUACCGCCAUCCGCGCCAGCGACGCAUCACGGUGCUGACGCGCCUGAGCAUGACAGGCUCGGUGUCGACGAGGAGGGUGGGCUGCGGGGGAGGGCAACUCUGCUGCGUCAAGCGUCACCUGUGCCGACCGGCACACCAGCCGAGGCUUUGCCUCCGCGGUUUGGCAGCGGUGGUGAGAGCGCGGCGGUGGCCGCAUCUUCACCGUCGCUUGCUCCACCGCCGCGUGUGUCGGAUAACACCUCGGCUCUUCGCCGUCGACACGCCACGGACCUGGCGCUCUUGCAGGAGUACAUCAUUGCGCCUAUUCUAGAGGCGGAUGAGAAGCAGCUGCCGGUGCGCGAGGGGGAGCUCUACCUGGCGUGCGUCCGGUGGCCGCAGCGGACGAGCGCGGUGCUGCGGCGCCGCCUGGCUUCCGAAGGGCGGCCAAACGCCUCAGCCCAAGCAUCCUCCACGGGAAGUGCCGCAGGCUUGUCAACGUCUUCGGUAUCGAGCGCCGCUGCCGGCGGUUCAGUGGGAGGAGGUACUGCGUCUCCCACGUCUGGCAUGAACCCUGCUUUGCGAAGUCUCACAUCUUCGCAGUCUUCUGGACAGGCACAGGUGUUGCCGGAGGUGAUUACGCGUCGCUCCUCGACGCCGAGCGGUACCUCCCCGUUGCCGAGCUCGCCGACGACGCCUGUGCUUAGCAGCGUCAGUGCAGUCGCUGCAGCUGCAACGACCGGCGGUAGCAGUGCAUCAAGUCACAUCAUCACUCCGGCCAUGACGCCUGUUGUGCUGCCAUCCUCCUCCUCGUCCUUCUCUACCGUGGCCAAUGCUGGCGGUAUCACUGCAAGCGGUAAUGCAACCGACCUGACCUCCCCGUCUCUUGGCGCCACAAACCCGCACACCUCCGCUGCCACGUCGCUGAGCAACAUCAUGAUGGAGGAGGAGGGCAAGGAAGGGUCGCCCUUUCCGGACUCGACGCCGCUGGCCUCCACGGAGACCAUCAAGUCAUUCCUUUAUGAUAACAUUUUGCGCCUAAUGGAAUCCUGA
Messenger RNA from Leishmania mexicana MHOM/GT/2001/U1103, 7323 nucleotides. RefSeq lists its product as hypothetical. NCBI's taxonomy places the organism in Eukaryota, Euglenozoa, Kinetoplastea, Trypanosomatida, Trypanosomatidae. The record is from RefSeq and is a predicted model, not a curated record. Bases 1 to 7323 code for a protein of 2440 amino acids. The transcript has a single exon.